AUGACGAAUAAUGAAAUGAGUGAUUUAAAAAAACCAUUAAAAGGUAGAAUUUUAAAAUGGAAUUAUCAAUUUAAAAGAAAAUUUUCAUUAAAAAAUAUUAAACGUGGAGUUUGUUCAAUAAUACCAGCUUUUUCAUGGAUCCCAAAAUAUAAUUUAAAACGUUCAUUGUUUAAUGAUCUUAGUGGUGGUCUUACAUUAGCUGUUUUUGCACUACCACAAGGUAUGGCACAUGCAUCAAUUACUAAUUUAGAUCCUAUUUAUGGAUUAUAUACAUCUAUAUUAGCAUCAUUUUUAUAUGUUUUUUUUGGGCAUUCAAGACAUAUUGCAUUAGGAACAUUUGCUAUAUUAUCAUUAGUUACAGAAAAAGCUAUACAUGAAGCAAUGGAACAACAUUAUAAUUAUACAAUACAUAUUAAUACCACAAAUAAUAGUGAAAUAAUAUCAUCAACAAUAAAUGAUAUAAAUACAACUGUUUCAUAUGAUAUAAUUAAUAAUUCUACUGAUAAUAAUAAUCUUACAAUUUUUGACAAAUUCAAUAAUACAUUAAUAAGUACACCAAUAUCAAAUAUUCAAAUAUCAUCUACUAUAACAUUUAUGGUUGGUAUUUUUCAUUUAUUAAUAGCAUUAUCUGAUAAAGAAUUUUGGUCAUGUUAUGUAUCAGAACAAGUAUUAUCUGGAUUUGUUGUUGGUGGUGCUGUUCAUGUAUUUUUUUCUCAAGUAAGUGAUGCUUUAGGAAUUUCAAUACCUAAAAGAUCAGGUACUGGAUAUUUAAUAUAUCGUGUACAAGAUUUAUUUUAUAAAAUUCCAAUGAUACAUUGGCCAACAGCAAUUAUAAGUUUAUCAUCAUUUUUUUUUAUGAUAUUUUGUCGUGAAAUAUUAAAUGUUUCAAUAAUACGUGUAUUUAGAAUACCUGUACCAUAUGAAUUAAUUUUAAUUAUUAUUGCUACAACUGCUACAAAUUUUGCCAAUUUAUCUACUAGAUAUAAAAUAAAAGUUGUUGGUAUGAUUCCAUCAAAAUUGCCUGUUCCAGCAGUACCAAAUUUUAAUAUUAUACCAUAUAUAAUUCUUAAUGCAUUUAUGAUAUCAAUUGUCUCUGGUGCUAUACAUAUAUCAGUUGUAAAAAUUGUUGAAAAAAGAUAUAAAUGUCAAAUAGAUGGAAGUCAAGAAUUAAGAUCUCUUGGAUUAGUAUCAAUUAUAUCAUCAUUUUUUCCAACAUUUACUGUAACAUCUGGUUUUGCAAGAUCUGUUUUUGGUGCUGCAGCAAAUAAUUGUACACAGUUAACAAGUUUUUUUACUGGAACAGCAUUAUUAUUUUUAAUAUUAUAUAUUGCUCCAGCAUUAGAAUAUCUUCCUAAAAGUGUUUUAGCAACUAUGAUUAUUGUUGCUCAAAAAGCAUCAAUUGAAAAAGUUAAAGAUGUCAAACAGUUAUAUCCUAUCUUUAAAAUUGAUUGUCUUAUUUUUAUUGUAAGUUUUUUAUUUACAAUAUAUUUUGAUAUGGCAAUUGGAUUAGCAUUAUCUGUAACAUUUGCAAUAUUAACAACUGUAGCUAGAAGUCAAUAUCCAAGAUGGCAUUUUAUGGUAAAAAAUAUGGAAAAUGGUGAUUUUAAAGAAACAUCAAAAAACGAUAUUCAAUAUAUUGAUGAAGAAAUUUGUAUUAUUCGUAUGGAUGGUCCCUUAAUAUUUACAUCAGUACAAAAGUUUUUUAAAGCAGUUAGAGAAGCAUUAAGAUUAUGGGAAAAAAGAAAUUUAUUGUUAGAAUCACGGGUAAAUACACAUGAUUAUUUAAAUCUCGAUUUUACAAAAAAGAAAAUUGAAUUUCCUUUAAUAAUUGAUUGUUCUGGUUUCCCAUAUGUUGAUUAUCAAGGAAUGUGUGCAAUGAUAAGAGUUUAUAAUGAAUUAUAUUCUGAAGGUAUUGAAGUUUAUUAUGCUGGAGCCAGAAAAGAUGUAUCAGAAACAUUAAAAAACAGUGAUUUUUUAAAAGUUGUUCCAGAAAAAAAUAUUUUUCCAAUACUUAAUAUGGCAGUUAAUGAAAUAAAAACAAAGUUAAAAAUUGAUACAAAAGAUAAUUAA
Messenger RNA from Strongyloides ratti, 2070 nucleotides. RefSeq names its product FI18412p1. Gene Ontology annotation, molecular function: sulfate transmembrane transporter activity; chloride transmembrane transporter activity; oxalate transmembrane transporter activity. The transcript has 4 exons. The coding region runs from base 1 to 2070 and encodes 689 amino acids. Gene Ontology annotation, cellular component: membrane. The record is from RefSeq and is a predicted model, not a curated record. Lineage: Eukaryota; Metazoa; Nematoda; Chromadorea; Rhabditida; Strongyloididae. Gene Ontology annotation, biological process: transmembrane transport.